AUGGCCUCUUCGCUAAUCAAAUGCUUGUUUGUGGCUGCCAUGGCAGUUUCCGCAUCGGGCGCCGCGAUCCCCCACACUGCAGCCUCCAACACUACGAACAAUGCAACACAACUUCCACUCAGCAGCGACUCCUCCUUCUCCUACGAGCUGCUCCGCACAGCCAGUCUGUCGCGCUCGUUCGGUGCCGACACUGGCGAGGUCUUGCAGGCCGCCGGCAGCAUCGUCCCCAAAGAUCUCGAGAGCUUCUCGGCGGCCUUUAGCAAGCUCGCCAACCAUGUCUAUGCACAAGCCCAGGCCAUCAAUGCCACCUUGGACCCGGUCACUGCACGAAAUGCAUUCUUCCGUGCCUCGACCUAUUUCCGGUCCGCCGACUUUUAUCUGCACGGCAACGCCUCGGACCCGCGGCUGGCGACAUUCUGGGCCAACCAGACGGCGGCCUUCAACAGUGCCAUUGCCCUGCUGGCCAUCCCCGGAGAGCGCAUCACGCUGAAGGCAUCCAGCGGCAACUUUUCGAUUCCCUGCAUUUACUACCGCGCCGAGGGAGCCAGCCCCACCGAUCCUCGCCCCACCGUCAUUCUUGGCAACGGCUACGACGGUGCACAGGAAGAGAUGUUGCAUGCCACCGGCUUUGACGCGCUCGCUCGCGGCUACAAUGUCAUCACCUACGAGGGUCCCGGCCAGCCGACGGUCCGCCGCGAGCAGAACCUGGGUUUCAUCACCGAGUGGGAGACGGUCGUCACACCCGUGGUCGACUACCUUUUGUCGGGCGCCCGGCCCGAGGUCGACGGCAGCAAGCUCGGCCUGUUUGGCUACUCCAUGGGCGGCUUUCUGGCUGUGCGCGCGGCCGCCUUUGAGCACCGCUUGGCUGCAGUCUUUGCCGUCGACGGUCUCUACAGCGUCUUUGAGCCUUACUACAAUGCGCUCGACGGUCAGGUGCGCGAUCUCUGGGACGCCGGAAACUACACAGCCUUUGACGCCGAGCUCGACUACUACCUGGCCUCCGGCCUGGCCGACACCGAGACGGUCUGGAGUCUGCAGCAGGGCGUAUGGAGUUUUGAUGUGGACACCGUCAGCGAAUUCCUGGGCAAGACCGAGCCCAUGACGCUCGACGGCCGCCUGGCCGAGCAGGUGACGUGCCCCGUGUGGAUCGGUGCGCCCUCCGAAGACAUUUUCUUCCCUGAUCAGCCCGAGAAGGUGCGCGACGCGCUGCGUCCGGGUCUAGCCAGCUACAACUGGUUGACGGCAGAGGACGCGGCGCAGAACCACUGCCAUGUGGGCGCCAUGGACCACGUCAACGGCCUGAUCUAUGACUGGUUUGACAAUGUCAUUGCCAACCGCGUGAACCGCCUGUAA
Messenger RNA from Sporothrix brasiliensis 5110, 1353 nucleotides. RefSeq names its product alpha/beta hydrolase. The transcript has a single exon. Lineage: Eukaryota; Fungi; Ascomycota; Sordariomycetes; Ophiostomatales; Ophiostomataceae. The coding region runs from base 1 to 1353 and encodes 450 amino acids. The record is from RefSeq and is a predicted model, not a curated record.